AUGGCCACAAACAUCACCUACCACGCCAGCGGCGUCACCCGCAGCGAGCGCAGCGCCCUGCGCAACCAACGCGGCCUCACAAUCUGGCUGACCGGCCUCUCAGCCUCAGGCAAGUCCACACUCGCCGUCGAACUGGAGCACCAGCUCCUGCGCGACCGCGGCGUCGCCGCCUACCGCCUGGACGGCGACAACGUGCGGUUCGGCCUGAACAAGGACCUGGGGUUCAGCGAAGCCGACCGCAACGAAAACAUCCGGCGCAUCGCCGAGGUCGCCAAGCUGUUUGCCGACAGCGCUUCUGUCGCUAUCACCUCGUUCAUCUCGCCGUACCAGGCAGACCGCGACACCGCGCGCAAGCUGCACGAAGUUGCGACCCCCGGCGAGGACUCGGGUCUGCCCUUUGUCGAGGUCUAUGUCGAUGUCCCUGUUGAUGUGGCUGAGAAGCGUGACCCCAAGGGUCUGUAUAAGAAGGCUCGUGAGGGCGUUAUCAAGGAGUUUACCGGGAUUAGUGCUCCCUACGAGGCGCCCGCCAACCCCGAGGUCCAUAUCAAGAACCAUGAGGUCCCUGUCCAGGAGGCUGUUCAGCAGAUUAUUGCUUAUCUGGACAAGCAGGGCUAUCUUCCUCCCAAGAAGGAGUAA
Penicillium alfredii is the source of this 636-nucleotide messenger RNA. Its product is annotated as adenylyl-sulfate kinase. The record is from RefSeq and is a predicted model, not a curated record. Gene Ontology annotation, biological process: sulfate assimilation. Bases 1 to 636 code for a protein of 211 amino acids. NCBI's taxonomy places the organism in Eukaryota, Fungi, Ascomycota, Eurotiomycetes, Eurotiales, Aspergillaceae. Gene Ontology annotation, molecular function: adenylylsulfate kinase activity; ATP binding. The transcript has 2 exons.